Molecule: messenger RNA, 462 nt
Organism: Protopolystoma xenopodis
Lineage: Eukaryota; Metazoa; Platyhelminthes; Monogenea; Polystomatidea; Polystomatidae
Source: the annotation of a GenBank genome assembly
AUGGCUACGUCUAUUCAUCCCACUUGCCUUGGCCAUUCAUCGUUCGUGGUUACUCUAUAUUUGCUAACAGGUACAGAAGAACUUAGAGGCGCCAGCGAAGAACUCCACACGGUGUACAGUCGCAUAAUUCUCCGGGUCUCCUGGUAUCACGACUCUGACGUACUCGAGUGCAGAGCUGAGGCCAACUCGAGUGUGUAUGCUGGAGUAGGUGGCACACAACACCGAGGUUCAAGCGACCAGGGCCAACCCGAAACGGAAAGUGGACCUCGGGCAAAGGUGCAGCUAAGUGUCCAGUUCCCACCCAACUUUGCGCGAAUUGGUUUUCAACUCAACUGGCCGGAAGUUAACUGGGAAAAUGUUACCAGCCUGGCGAAUAGUCCGUUGCCACAUUACAUCAUCACUGAGGGCAAGUUCACACAAUACUUUGAAAUUUACAAACCUGAACGAUUUCCUGUUUACUGA